AUGUCUGUCUCCCGUCACACUUUGGUUUCACUACAAUCCGAGGCGUGUCCCUGUGCUCGUGGCCGACGCAACAAUAAAAAAGAAGUAGUCUUUGGAAAUGAGCUGUUCUCGGCAUGGGAGAACGAGCCCAAUUUCCACUGGCCUUGGUGUGAAGGGUAUUCGAAAAACUUCGUCAAUCCUCCGGCGACUGAAUCCUGGGAGGUGGCUGCCAAAAAACUCCUACAGAUUUGUGAUGGGGAUUGGAACUUGGUCGAGCAACGCAUUCGAGCGGCUCUUGACCAAGACAUCAAGGACGAAUUUAUUGGGAACGAUCGUGAACUAGUGGUAUAUAUACGAGGAUUAAUUCUCGGUCUGGCGGUCCAGGAUCCUUUGGUGAUUUUUCCUUUGGACGAGCCGUUGGAGAACACUACAUUUUUUAAUCGGUAUUGGGAUUUUACUUUGGAGGUUGAGCCCCGCUUACUAUUGGAAUUACGCCCUCUGGCCAAAGUAUGGGCCAUUGCGGUUGAACUCCUAGGGCACCCGUGGACAGACCCCGAAACGACAACGGUGGUAACGGAAUUAUCUGAGCGUCGCUCAGCAGCCAAGGGCCGGAAACGUGAGCGCGAUCUGGACCCAUCAACUGCAAUGAAACCGGCUCCCAUCGACCCUCACUCUCCUGCACGAGGGUUUUUUCCAGAGGCCACCCCAAAACCAGUUCGCGACUCUAUUGCCCCUGAUAAGGAGGAUGCAGUGAUGGUGGACACAACAGGUCCAUCGGUAAUCAGCCCCACCAAUAAACCAGUCAACAGCGAGUUCGCUUAUUGGUCUGACAAUGAUGGGUCGGAGUCCGUUGAGUCGGCUCCUGACUUUUCGGCACCAUCUAAUUCAGACCACCCUCCUACAGAAGCGGUUGUCGGCAACUCACCUGCCCCAGCUCAGCGGGCCAACUACCCCUCGGCAAUGGUGCUAGUCGACUCUCACCUGUCCGAACCGUCUCCGCCCAAACCUUCUCCACUACCAUCCUCCUUCUGUGAAGAAACAAGUACAUACCUUGUAAGUGAAGGUGACAUACGCUGA
Molecule: messenger RNA, 1056 nt
Organism: Cylindrotheca closterium
Lineage: Eukaryota; Bacillariophyta; Bacillariophyceae; Bacillariales; Bacillariaceae
Source: the annotation of a GenBank genome assembly